GUUUUUGGAUUUCGCCGCCUUGAAGACUCCGCCAAUCCGAAGGUACCAAGCACGUCUUCUCUCUGUCUCUCCCUCAUUGCUCGGCCAGCCAGCGCUCAUUCUUCUUCUUCUUCACCUUCAUCGUCAUCUAUUCGACUUCUAGCGACAGAUUCAAGCGCAGCUUGGUUUUGUGUGGCUUUGUUGGUGCGCUGUUUAUGUGUUGAACAAGAGAUUUGGAAUUCGGGGGAGAAAGGAUUUUUUGGGGUGAGAAAUUGGGUGCCAUGUCGUAUGCUUACUUGUUCAAGUACAUCAUCAUCGGCGACACAGGCGUUGGGAAGUCAUGCCUGUUGUUGCAAUUCACCGAUAAGAGGUUUCAGCCUGUGCAUGAUCUGACUAUUGGUGUGGAAUUCGGGGCUCGGAUGGUGACGAUCGACAAUAAGCCCAUCAAGCUUCAAAUAUGGGACACGGCUGGUCAAGAGUCAUUCAGGUCCAUCACGAGAUCUUACUACCGGGGAGCUGCCGGGGCUUUACUUGUUUAUGACAUAACCAGGAGAGAAACAUUCAAUCACCUUGCAAGCUGGUUGGAAGACGCCAGACAGCAUGCCAAUUCCAACAUGACUAUCAUGCUGAUUGGGAAUAAAUGUGACCUGGCACAUAGAAGGGCCGUCAGCACUGAAGAAGGCGAACGAUUUGCGAAGGAAAAUGGUUUAGUAUUCAUGGAGACCUCUGCAAAGACCGCUCAUAAUGUGGAAGACGCGUUUAUCAACACCGCAGCCAAGAUUUACCAGAAGAUCGAGGAGGGAAUAUUCGAUGUUUCUAAUGAGUCAUAUGGUAUCAAGGUUGGGUAUGGAGGGACUGCUAGUGCUGGUGCUGGAGCUGCGGGAGGAAGUACCACCGUUCAAAGAAGUGCUUGCUGCGGUUGAUGUUAACCUGGCUGUUGAACAUUGCACGUUCCGUUUCAGUUUUAGAUCACAGGAGAAUCUAUUCUUUUCAUUGUGAAGCAAUUCUUCCAUAUUUUCCUGUUAUACAUAAGCUUAGGCAUACGUCAAGCAUAGCUUUUCUAACCCUUACGCAUUCGGGGAGCAAGUGCUUAGACUGGUUGGCCAUAGUGAUCACGCAGUUCGUUUUCAGGUAUUGGAUAUAGUUUUCUCACUCUUUGGGGGCUUCGGAAUGUCGCCGUUGUGAUUAAUAUCCUUGAGAUCUACCAUUGAUUAUCUUCAAUGCUAGAAGCACGGACUGUCUUUGGUUCUGGUAAGGCCUCUAUAAAAAGGUGGGAUUUGUUGCAGCUGCGGUGAACUUUUCAACAGGCCCGCCCUCGCCCUCAUCUGUGCGAGGAUGACGGUGUGGAUUUGGGAUUGAUGAACUAGGGUAUGCGGUAUACCUGAUGUAUGUUUGUAAUCAAGACUUAUAAUUAAAAUUGAAGGUGGACUUGGUAUAUUUGGAGUUAUUUUA
Physcomitrium patens is the source of this 1431-nucleotide messenger RNA. Its product is annotated as ras-related protein RABB1c. Gene Ontology annotation, molecular function: GTP binding; GTPase activity. The record is from RefSeq and is a predicted model, not a curated record. Lineage: Eukaryota; Viridiplantae; Streptophyta; Bryopsida; Funariales; Funariaceae.